This is a messenger RNA of Mercenaria mercenaria, 3287 nucleotides long. RefSeq lists its product as uncharacterized. Gene Ontology annotation, biological process: positive regulation of DNA-templated transcription. Gene Ontology annotation, molecular function: ubiquitin-protein transferase activity; zinc ion binding. Gene Ontology annotation, cellular component: nucleoplasm; chromatin. The coding region runs from base 173 to 1891 and encodes 572 amino acids. The transcript has 2 exons. The record is from RefSeq and is a predicted model, not a curated record. Lineage: Eukaryota; Metazoa; Mollusca; Bivalvia; Venerida; Veneridae.
CCAAGUCCCAGUUGAACAAGGAAGUAAAAUUUGACAAUUUUCUACGAAAUCAGUUAAACUACGUUACCAACAAACAUAGCGCAUUGGAAUGUCAGAUGUGUACAAACAAACACGGUUUCCGGCAGAAUCGUUAUAACAUAUGAGGGGCGAGUUUGUGGAAAUAUAGAAGAAAAUGGAGGUUUCUGGUCGGAAGCCUGAAAGGUCAUUCAAGGACUCUGUAGGAAGAUCGUCUGCUGAAGAUGGUGAAGUCUUCUGUCAGCCAUGUAGCAGUGACGGAGACUGGAUGGUUGCCAUGGGAUACUGCGAAAACUGCAACGAAUACUUGUGUGCUACGUGUUUGAAGGUUCAUCGUAGACAAGCUGUGUCCAGAAAUCAUAAAGUCCUUGAAGGUGAAAACAUGCCAAAGGCCCGGAUGUCAUCUGUGACACUUAAUGCUUGUUCUGAGUUGUGUGCCAAACAUACAAAUGAGAUAGUGAAAUUCUAUUGCUCAGCACAUGAUGUUGUGGGGUGCGGGGAUUGCAUGGUUCUGGAUCAUAAAUCGUGUAAAGUGGAUCGUAUACAAGAUAUAUCAAUGAACUACCACAAUGGCGCUGAACAUCAAGAACUCCAACAGAAGGUAGACCAGUUCCUACAGAACAUAGAACAAGUUAAGAGACAGAUACAAACCAAUGACAAACAUAUUCAACAAACAUACAUCACAGCAGUAAAUUGUGUAAAAGCAUUCAAGAAAGAAAUACUGGAAUAUCUAGAUAAGGCAGAGGCGGACAUGCUGGCGGAAUUGAACAAAAGGAAAAGGAGUGACGAAAAGAUGAUAUCAGAUCUGAAAGAACACGAAAAGACCAUGAGAAAGAAUAUCCAAGAGUUGCAUGAGAAACUACAACUACAGUUAAAUCAUGCAAACGAAUUAUUUGCAGCUGCAAAAGAAAUGAAGGAAAGAAUCACGCACAUAGGUGACAGCAUAAAGCAGUUGCAACAAGACUGUCAGUUCAGGCAGUAUGAGUUUGUUUGUUCUAAACAAGUCAAAGAAAUGGUCGCAUCUCAGUUUAAGCUGGGUGAACUAUUGGUAAAGAAACAUAUUGUAGAAAUGGAACCGAAGUUUGAUAGUGAAAUUGGAAUAAAGGCAUCGGAUGACACGGAAGAUUGUGAGAUUUUUGCUUGUGCUCUUAUUUCGUACAAUCGGAUAAUAUUAGCAGACUAUAGUAACAAAUGCUUGAAAAUUGUUGAUAUUGAAAACAGAAAUAUUGCAGAAAAAUACAAACUUCAAAGCGGAUCGCGUGGACUGGCAGUAAUUACUAAGAAUCGUUUUGCUGUUGCACUUCCUGAUGAACAGAAAAUACAGUUUCUGACACUCACGCAGUGUGACAAAAUCACUGAAAGCAACGCCAUAAACGUGAAAGGCCGGUGUGAGAAAAUUGCUUGCCAAAACAAUAAGAUAAUGGUGUUAUACCCUGAUCGUGUUGUUAUUCUGAAUAUGGAUGGGAAAGAGACAAAAACUAUAUGCAAUUCCAAUGUGAAAUGGCAAAUGGACAUUGCUCAUGACUCUAAAUCUUUUUAUGUAUCUAAUAGUUCGCUUAGAAAAAGUGUUUUCAGAUUUGAUUUUGAAGGCAAUCUUAUUGCAACAUACAAGGAUAAGGAUCUCUCAGAUGUUAGAGGACUCUGUGUAACAAGAGAUGGUACAGUUCUUGUAUGUAACUGUGAAGAUAAUGGAAGUGUUCAUAUGAUUUCACCAGAGUGCAAGAAGAUUAAAGAAAUUUUGAAGCAAAAUGAUCAUGUUAGUCGUCCAUGUUGCGUUUCGUUCUGCGAUGAAACAAACAUACUUUUUCUUUGUAACAAUUCAUCUACACUUGAUUCAAAACUGAGAAAUGUUAUAAACAUAUUCCAAUUCAAAUAAUUCCAAAAUUAAUUAGCACGUUCAGAUUUAAAUUGGAAGUUUGAUUUUCAGCUGAAACAGUUAAAAAAUAUGAAGAGUUAAAUGAAUCAACGUUUCUCCAUUAAAAAAAUCUUAUGAAAAUAACUCUACCGGUAUCUAAAGGGAUAUGUCUCCAGAAGAAACAGUAAAGCCUCAUUUUUUAAAACAAGUAGCAAUUGAUAUUAUAUAUCGAAAACGAAAAACCAGUACCGUUUAAAUAGAUAUUUUAAUGUGUAUCAUAUACAAUAUAGCUAAAUUCCUUCAAUUUGAAUGAAUGUUAAAUAGCGUGACUAACACUUUUGAGAGUUUUCUAUAUAUUUCAUUGAUGAAAACAUUGUUGAUAUUGAUAAAAAGUUCUUAAAGUACAAUUAAUCUUUUCUUUGUUUCGCAAUUACCAAUCAAUGGAAUUUCGAAAAAAGGAACAAACAUAAAUCUGGUGCAGCAUUGAUAAUCAUGUAGUCUUUUGUCUUUGAACAAUGAACAAAAAUAGUUUUGCCUGCUCUCGACUUUACUGUCAUUCUCAGCUCCGCUACUUGUUUAGAAAAGAAUUAUCUAAUAUAAAAAGGAAAGAAAAAGAAGACAUAAGAAAAUUCUGUUUUCAACAUGUUUUAGAACAACAUUGUUUUAAUUAUAUUAUUUAAUGUUUUCUUUUUUUUUCUGUUGUAUGCAUACAUGUUUUGAGUUAGGCAUUAUCAAUACACUCAAGACAAAAUAAAACGUCUUAGGAAACUUCUGUAAUACUCUAUGCACGAACUUUGUCACUUGUGCACAUGUAGCUCGUGUUGUAAUUCAUGUAACUACCGCAAGUGAAGCGUAUUAUGAUGAAUUAUAUUUGGAUUCACACCAAUUCGGUUCUCGGUAGGAUUAUCGAAUAUCUGUUAAAGACAUGGUACAGUAAAUGAUUAAUUAAUGGACCAAGGUUUUCGAAUUUUAAAAAAAGUUGUUUCAUUUAAGCUGCAAUACGUGAAAACCUUUACAUGUUACUGUUGAUUUCACACGGGGUUUCCUACGCCGCAGUCUUCCCGGUAUACUUUCGGUGUCUCCAACGUUCCGAAAUAUGAUGUACUGCAAAAUUUUGAAGAAAAAAGUUAUUGAAGAUUUUUUAAAGUUUCCACUAUAUACUGAAGUCUGAAUUGCUGGAUGGAGUUUAUAAUUAGUAUAACACCUUUACUAUAUUUUUCCUAUAUAAAUUAUACUUUAUAUAUUCGUAUCUAUAUACACGUUCACAAAAUAUAUAUGUAUAUACACACAUUAAAAAAGCUUGUCUUUUCUCUAUUUUUGUGGUUCCUCAAAGACAGAGCUACCAUAAUAUACAGUAGUUGUAGAAAAUUGUUUGUAAGAAAAUGAUUAAAAUAAAUUUAAUUUUGUGUUGGCUUUA